Fimicolochytrium jonesii is the source of this 255-nucleotide messenger RNA. RefSeq names its product cytochrome c oxidase assembly protein PET191-domain-containing protein. The record is from RefSeq and is a predicted model, not a curated record. The transcript has 2 exons. Gene Ontology annotation, cellular component: mitochondrion. Gene Ontology annotation, biological process: mitochondrial respiratory chain complex IV assembly. Bases 1 to 255 code for a protein of 84 amino acids. Lineage: Eukaryota; Fungi; Chytridiomycota; Chytridiomycetes; Spizellomycetales; Powellomycetaceae.
AUGCCAACCUGCGACCAUUUCUACAAAGACCUCCUGAAAUGCCUCCUCGCCUCCCCCUGCGUCCAACAACACGGCCACUCUCCGCGGGAAUGUCUCUCGCCCGUCCACGACGAGGAGAGCGUCAGUGCCGCAUGUAGGCUGGCGCAGAGGGCUUAUGUGGAGUGUAAGGUGGAUAUUAUGAACCCGAGGAAGAGAUUUAGGGGACCGUAUGGGGGACGACCACCGAAGGAGGCUGAGGAUGAGGAGGAUGCGUAA